GUAAAAAAGUAUUGGGAUGAAUUGAUAAUUAAAGAAAAUUGUCAUCCUGCAAAGUCAACAAUCGUUGUUUGGGUGCAAUUACCACUGUGGAUUUGUAUGUCGAUAGCAACUCGUAAUCUCACAUUAAUGUUACCUCCAAGUGAUGAUGCUGUUAUUAGGUUUUACGAACUAACUGAAGGUGGAAUUUUGUGGUUUACAAACUUAACUGCCAUUGACCCAACUUUGAGUUAACCCCUAAUCAUGUGUCUAUCAAAUCUUUUAAUUAUUGAGAUUCAAACACAAUCACGAAACAAAGAACCAACACGUAAUCAAAAAAUCAUAACAAACAUCUUUCGAGGUCUUACUAUUAUCAUGAUGCCACUUUCAUGUUUCCUGCCAUCAGGUGUGAGCUUAUAUUGGACUGCAUCAAGUAUUUACGGUCUAUCUCAAAACUUAUUCUUAUUGUCUCCACAAGUUCGUAAAUGUUUUGGAAUACCAAAAACACCUUACAAUAAUGAACAUCCGUACAAAUAUAUAUUGCAUAAGACUAAAUCUAAGUUAAAAAUUUCUUGAUUGCUGUUAUUGUAAUUAUUUUCUGGAAAUAAAAUUAUAAUUUAUUAGUAA
Messenger RNA from Acyrthosiphon pisum (pea aphid), 603 nucleotides. Its product is annotated as cytochrome c oxidase assembly protein COX18, mitochondrial. Gene Ontology annotation, molecular function: membrane insertase activity. The record is from RefSeq and is a predicted model, not a curated record. The transcript has 4 exons. Gene Ontology annotation, cellular component: mitochondrial inner membrane. NCBI's taxonomy places the organism in Eukaryota, Metazoa, Arthropoda, Insecta, Hemiptera, Aphididae. Gene Ontology annotation, biological process: mitochondrial respiratory chain complex IV assembly; protein insertion into mitochondrial inner membrane from matrix. Bases 241 to 552 code for a protein of 103 amino acids.